AAUUAAUUUGAAUUUCCCAUAUGACUAAUGUCCACAAACAAAGCAGUAAUUUGCUUAUCAGAGAAGACUAUUUAAACAUCAGGCACUGAUAAACACCUUCUAAAUCCAUAUGGAGUGUGAAAGUCCACCACCAGCAAGAACAGGCUGACACUGAGACGUCCACACGACCAGCUGACCUCAGGUCUUCAGAACUUGAAGCAACCUUUGGAACUUAGGAAUCAGACAAAAUCAUGAAGUCUGGCAUCCAGUCCAGGGUUUGUGGCUCCCUUUCUCAGAAUGCUACUUGGUCAGACUCCAGUUUGCAGCGACCCUGUGAUGGAAUGAAGGAAUUUAAAAAAUGGGUGGAUGGAUGGAUAAACAUGAUAGUCAGCACAUUAAUGAUUCUUGCAGUGAUCAGGUUGCUUGUUCUGCCUGUGCAUGGAUUCCAGGAGUUUAACUAUCAUUAUGUAAAAACAACAAUGGACUGGACAAAUGCACAAAAUUACUGUCGGAGUAACUUCAUUGACUUGGUGACUAUUGCAAAUGAGGAAGAAAAUGAGGAAAUUAUGAAGAUGCUUUCAAAAAAUAAUGUCUCUAAUGAAGAAAUCUGGAUAGGACUAAAAGAUAUAAAUAUGUCCAAUGGAACUUGGAGCAAUGGUGAAACAUUUAACUACCGAAACUGGAAUAAAGGGGAACCAAACAAUAAUGCUGUAGCUUGUGGCACCAUGUACUACAAACAUGUACCGUACAAGCCUGAUGGGUCCUGGAAUGAUUGUGGUUGUAAUAUACACUCAGCCAUUCAUCUGCUACUCAGUAAAAAGGAAGUUCUACGCUGUGAACAUCACCCAGCCUUGGAUCUCAGCUCUUGAAUACUGUAAUUCCAAUUUCACUGGCCUGGCCACCAUCCGAAGCUCAAGAGAAGAAUGGCAUUUGCUUAAGUACCUCAAUGAAAUCAAAUUACAGGAUACAUUGUGGCUUGGGAUGAGGUGCUCCAGGGUCUUUGGAUUCUGGUUCUGGAUAAAUGAUGACCCAGUCACUUACCACAACUGGAUAUACAACUCCUCCACGGUCAUUCAAGAUAAUCAGCACUGUGUCAUUCUGAACAUGAAUCAGACAAAGUGGAUGAAGCAGGACUGUGAAAAAACAGCCAUGUUUGUCUGCUAUAGUGGGGAGUGAAGCAGAUUGUGUGAAUAAUGCUACAUUUUUAGAAGGCAUCAGACCAGUUUUUCAAAUGAAGACAAUUAAUACCUAUGCAAUCUGAUAAAUUUAUCCUCAGGUUUUGUUAUUUUAUUGUAUUAUGGUUAAUUACAAGACUAGGCUUGCUGUAAUAUAUUGAAAAAUACGUUUAUUGUCAUGCUGUCCCUAAACCUUUGUUUCUUUGUUGUUGAAUUAUGUACUCCAAACUAGAGCCAUAUAUAAAACCUUCACCUGGAGGAACCACAGACAGAGUAGCAGCGAAGGCAAACUGUUCUUUUAUAAAUUGUAAUCUAAAAGUAACAUCAUCAGCAGAAGCAUAUGCAAAAGAACUAAAUAACAUAUCCAACCUGGAUUAUUGUAGCUGCAGUAGUUUCAAGAUGAUCUUUCACUCCAGAUUGUGCAAUUCUUUGUUACAGAGUUUUUAUUCUCACUGUUUUCCUAAUUACUGACCAGUUUUUGGUGCUAAUUACCUUCUUUUCCCUUCAUUUUAAUUCAUUUAAAUUUUAAGAUUCAGUCCUCAUUUUUUCCUUAAAUGGCCCCCAAACAGAAAUGGCAUGUGAAGUGAGACAACAGAUGACCAUCUAAGUUGGGUCCUCAAAGUCCAACUAAUUUCUUUAUUAAAAGCCAGUUCUUGUCAUUAAUUAAACCUGUUGUUUAAUUCCAUAGCUUGUUUUUCCUCUCAUUUCCAAAACUGUUGAUUUUCUUUUUUCUAAGAAUACCCAAUGUUUUGUAGACCUGAGCACAUCAACAUUACUGGGACUUUCACCUUCCUUUGUUGGAUACUGGUUAGCUGGUCAUGUUUUGGCUCAUCUUGUAUCUCAUUAUAACUUGGUUGCUAAUUAAGAAAAAAAGGGUCUAAGUCUUAAGUAGCAAGUCAAUUCAAAUUAAUGUAUUGAUGAUGUAUUAUUUGCCCAUUAAAGUCAGCUGGAGAACAGAGGCAUGCUCCAGAAAGUGUGAUUAGAUAAUCCUGGAAUUCAGAAUGAAUUGCUUUAAUGCAAUUUCACACUAGCAGGUUAGCCAGAUCCAGAGCACAGGAUUUCACAAUCCUAGAUUGAUUGAUAUGCGCACAUUACAGAAAAAUUUACAAAUCCUUAUGAGUUGAUCACUGAACAGUUGAUCAACCAUGGACUAGGAGUCUAAGAAACAGAAGGAACAGCCUUCAUGAGAGCAGAGCAAGAAAUGUUGGUGGCAGUGUGUGAAGAAUAAUCAGCAUAUUGGACAAAAGACGGGCAACACAGUGAGUAAAGAAAGGGUGAUGGCAUGGAGGACUAUCACAAAUGAACGUUUAAAACAGUUAAUCAGUAAAAUCUGCCUAUACUUUGUGUGAUAAACGGUUAUGGGUCCUCCCACAGCCCACAUAUGACUUUUUACAUUGCAUUGUGUGACACCUACUGAAGGUCACCAAAUGUGCUCCUAUGGCUCCAUCUCGAUUAGGUUAGACAGCAUUUUCUUUUGUUUUCCUGAUCCGAGUAUAACACCCAGAAGCCUUUUAUUGCUCACCCUAAA
Messenger RNA from Polypterus senegalus (gray bichir), 2682 nucleotides. Its product is annotated as L-selectin-like. The transcript has 4 exons. The record is from RefSeq and is a predicted model, not a curated record. Lineage: Eukaryota; Metazoa; Chordata; Cladistia; Polypteriformes; Polypteridae. Bases 231 to 848 code for a protein of 205 amino acids.